AUGCUUGCCAUCAAAGAGUUUCUUCAUUCUAAUAAUGUCCAUUCUUCCCUCGUUCUGUCGUUGUGCGCCGCAGCUUGUGCCUGUUUGGGCCUUCUAGUUCAUACCCUCGUCAAGCGAAAGAACCUCAAUCGAUAUGUCCGCCUAUCCUCACCUUCGCCAGAACCUGUAAAAAAGACUGCGUCUGCCGAUUAUACAAAUGUUUAUCCUCCACCUCAACGUCAUGUUCUUCCUGAGAUCUCUCCAGACUUCUCCCCAAACAACGUAGAUCUUUCAGCAGCGCCUAGACUUCUCCUCAGACUGGACCAAGAUUAUCGCUAUGCGAACCCUGCAGCAUACAACUUUACGGGAUUCAGCGUCGAUGAGAUCAAAAGACUUGGUGCAUUCCCCGAUUACGCAAAGUUGUCUGGUGUCCCUCUCCCAACACCAUUGAAGAACUUUGAUCUUGACGCUGCGUUGCCGAGACCAUAUCGUCCGUUUCGAUGGGCUUACCAUCAGACUAUGUCCUUAAAGAAGAUGGAUCCCGAUUUCUGGAUCGAGAUUGAGAAUACGUACCGGUCUCGCAUUAUUCAGCGUCAAAUCCUCUACGCAAAAUACGGCAGAGAUGUUCUUCAAGCCCUUCCCGGGUCUGAGCUCGCUUGCAAGGAACUCAUGGAGAUGGUGAUUCAGUUCAUAUGCGCCCGAUAUCCCCAAGCAUUUGAACUUCACGGCAGAGUGUUUGUCAAUCACCUUUUGGGAGUCAAGCAGGACCUUGGCCAGAUUGAACCUCUGCUCUUCCUUCUCAACCAUGUUCCAGAGGACUUUGCGCUUACUUUGAGAGACCCUGCAACAGGGCGUUACUGCUUUAGAGCGGGUGUGAUAUGUUCAUCGGUAGGGUGGAAGUUGAGUGAGAAGAUUGGACUGGGAUUGCCUGAGAUACAUGCUCCUGUGCCCGAUUACAAGGAGAAGAUGGAGUUCAGCAUGGAUAGGUUCUUUACAAAAAUGCCCACCGACAGUCCUAUCCAGCGCGGAUCCUGGGGUUUAGAAGUUGGCCAGCCACUCUUCAUCCCCUCAGAAGACCCCGAAUUCCAGACCCGCGAGACCCAAAGCCCAUCCCUGACGGAGGCAGAUGUCCAUUUGCGAGUUGACUGGCAGACUCUCCGUCGUCUUCCUCUCUCAGGUGCCAUCGUGUUCAACUUUAAAGCGCUCUUCACGCCUAUGUCCGAGUUUAGAGACGAGCCAUAUGUUCCGUCCCUGGUCCUCAAGGUGCUUAAUGAGGGAAAGGAGAAUAUCAUGAAGUACAAGGGAACAUGGCAUGUUGAACAUGUUGCCAAGCCGACGUUGAGGAGAUGGGAGAGGGAGCAGAUUGACAAGGGCUUGAUUCCUGCGGAUUGGCAACCGACUACGUUGGAUGAGAACCCUUUCUUUCCUGGGUGGGAGAAGAAGUGGAAUAUGAGCUAA
Molecule: messenger RNA, 1437 nt
Organism: Fusarium venenatum
Lineage: Eukaryota; Fungi; Ascomycota; Sordariomycetes; Hypocreales; Nectriaceae
Source: RefSeq, a predicted model, not a curated record